Messenger RNA from Stylophora pistillata, 1748 nucleotides. RefSeq lists its product as uncharacterized. NCBI's taxonomy places the organism in Eukaryota, Metazoa, Cnidaria, Anthozoa, Scleractinia, Pocilloporidae. The record is from RefSeq and is a predicted model, not a curated record.
CACAUGGCGGCUGUCAAUGUAAGUAUCCUAAGGCUUCUUGCGUCACUUGCAUUCGCGCUCACCGCUUUAACGCUGAUAAGAUACAUAGAAUACGUCACAAAGUUCUCCAACGGGCUUCGGUAUACGACUCUUUUCACCUUCAACCGUUCAAAUAUUCUUCACGACCAAGGUGCAUACGCAUUACCUAUGGCUGUCUUCAACAACAACUCCCAUUCAGAUGGCGGGAGACCGGGUUGUAAAAUUGCUACAGUGGAGCCCUUUCUGGCUGUUAUUAUGGAAUCUCUCAAACCCGUACGAUCCAUCAAAUGCACAGGAAGACUAUAUACAGAGUAUGAAGAUAACGUGUUAAGACUUCUUGAUAACGUUAGUGAAGAGCAUCAAGUUGAUGAGGUCUUUGCCGAGCCUUUGAUUCGUGUUUCUGACUUUAACGUAUCACUGGGAGAAAAGAGAUUUCUAGACUUAGCGAAGAGAGAGGUCGAUGUAAAUAGUGACUUUUUAAAAGUGACAGUUCGUUUUAAAGAUGGCUCCCAGCAGACAGAUUUUCAUGCUUCGAUUUCAGAGAUACCCGACGUCGCGCAGCGCAAAGAAACACACAACGCACCUUUAAACAUAAUGGUUCUAGGGUUAGACAGAACAUCCUCGGCCCAUUUCCAAAGAAUGGUUCCGAAGACCUAUGUUUACUUGAAGGAACAGUUAGAUUCUGUUAUAUUCAAGAGUUAUUCAAUAGUCGGAGAAAAUACAGCACCAGCUUUGUCUGCCUUCCUAACUGGCAAGUCACUGGCGGAAAACUGCGCAUUCAAGGAAGCAAGGAAAGGUUUUAAGAAUGCUGGAGUAGUUGACGAGUGGCCAUUUAUAUUUAAAGAUCUCAAAACCCUCGGAAUUCCUACAAUGUGGAGUGAAGAUCAGCCAUCUAUAGGAGCAUUUCACUUUCGACUGAAAGGAUUCAAUGAACAACCCACUGACCAUUAUGGAAGAUCCCUGUGGUGGUUGUAUGAUGGUGGCCUCUGCAAGCACUCCCUUGCACAGUACAAGCUGCAACUGCAGUACCUAAAGAGCUUCAUGAAGUCCUAUCCUGGAAAAAGAAAAUUUGGUUUCGUAUUUUUGUCAGACCUCUGCCAUCGCACGGUUAAUCUUCUUAGUGGUGGGGAUGACGGAUUUGUGGAAUUUUUUGAAUCAUUAAAGAACAAUAGUCUUCUUAACAACACUUUGUUCAUUACAAUGGGUGAUCAUGGUCCCUACACAUAUGGUGUUAUACGUGAUAGUCCUCAGGGCAAACUCGAACAUCGGCUUCCAUUUCUUUCUUUGACCUUCCCUGCUUGGUUCAAACGCAGUUAUCCGGUGCAAAUGGCAGCACUGAUCAGGAAUUCCCGGAUCAUAACAUCACCGUUCGAUCUCUACAAAACGAUGAAGCAUCUGUUAACAUUUCCAAAGAAAACUUUUGUUGAAAUGGAUACCGUUGGUGCAAGCCUUUUUGAAUCGCUACCAAAUGACAGAGCUUGUGAAGACACUGGUAUCCCAGAAUUUUAUUGUCCCUGUUUAAGCCGGAUGCAGUCCAUCGACAUUGCUCACACUCAUGUUCAUCAAGCUGUUAAGGUGGCUGUGAAGCACAUUAAUGACAUUUUGAUUUCUCGCCCAAUCACGGCUAAGCUUUGACAUCAACUAGAGUUAAAGGCGAUUUUUGAAGCUAACCAGAUAAUGCCAAGUCGUGGCUCACACAAAGACGUUCCAACAGAUCAAGGAAAGAAAUA